Candidula unifasciata is the source of this 3273-nucleotide messenger RNA. The record is from the annotation of a GenBank genome assembly. NCBI's taxonomy places the organism in Eukaryota, Metazoa, Mollusca, Gastropoda, Stylommatophora, Geomitridae.
AUGGGGCUUUUGAAGAACAUGAAGUUCAGGCACCGGGUGGUUGCUGUGCUUGUUCUUGGCUUCCUUACACUGGGCAUUUACAUGAACCUGCCUGAUGAAGCUUCCAGGGUUCAGUACCGGACAUAUCAGAAGAGGCCACUCCAACUGGGGGAACAGAGUGACAUCAUAAAGCAGUGGCUACAGGUGAACCCAGCGAGGGAUCCUGAAAUGUGCAGCCUGACUGGAUCGGGUCCACCCCACCAUGCCAACAUCUCCACCUAUGACCUGUACUACAAAACCCACUUUGAUGUGAAGUCCAACGGAGAAUGGGACAUGCCAGUUCCAUCAAUGAGUAUUUACAAGACGGAACGACUGCCGAAGUUGACAGUGAUCCUGAUGCCUCACUCCCACAAUGACCCCGGCUGGCUGAAGACGGUCAACGAGUACUACUCAGACCAGAGCAAGCACAUCCUCAACAACAUGGUCAACAAGUUGACCCAGUUCCCCAACAUGACCUUCAUCUGGACCGAGACUGUCUACUUUGCCAUGUGGUGGAAUGAGAUAGAGGACGCGGUCAAGGUUCAUGUCAGACGACUUAUCAGACGAGGUCAGCUGGAGAUAACUCUGGGAGGAUGGGUGAUGCCAGAUGAGGCAAGUAGCCAUUACGUGGCUGUUAUUGACCAGCUGAUUGAAGGUCAUCAGUGGCUGUGGGAGAACCUGCACAUUCGUCCAGAAAACAGCUGGGCCAUUGACCCGUUUGGCUACUCCAGCACUAUGUCAUAUUUGUGGCAGAAAUCUGGCAUGUCCAACAUGGUGGUUCAACGUGUACACCAGGCGGUCAAGGCAUCUCUCUUCAAAGAGAAGGCUCUGGAAUUUUACUGGCGGCAGAUGUGGGACAGCAAGGGACUGACUGACAUCUUCUGUCAUGUGAUGCCUUUUAUGUUGUACAGCAUCAAAUAUACCUGCGGACCCAAUCCUUUUGUUUGUCUCCACUUUGACUUCCGAAAAAUUCCCGGCGAUUACUCUCAAAGCAAAGGUCUGGAGGUCACCAAGGAUAACCUUGAGCACAGCGCUGAGAUGUUGCAACUUCAGUACAGGGCCAAAGCUUAUUACUUCCGCCACAACACCAUCCUGGUCCCCAUUGGAGAUGAUUUCCGCUAUGAUAGAGAGAAAGAAUGGGACCAGCAGUACGAGAAUUACGAGAAGUUGAUUCAGUACAUCAACUCUAGACCUGGCUGGAAUAUGAAUAUUCAGUGGGGCACCUUGAGAGAUUACUUCUCACAUGUUCACAAAGAAGAAUCCAACAGGAAGUUUAUCAACAAAGCUGAAGAGUUCCCUGUUCUAAGUGGGGACUUUUUUCCAUAUUCUGACAAGGAUACGGCUUACUGGACCGGGUAUUAUUCCACACGUCCAUUUGAUAAAUCUUUUGGGCGUGAUGUGCAGGCAGUGAUACAAGCUGCAGACAUUCUCAGCACACUGCAUUAUGUCUUCUACAAGAAAUGGUCCAAGAAACCUGAGAGCAAGUUUGCUGUUCAUUCAUCACUUCUGCAGCAGGCAAGAAGAUCUCUUGGUCUGUUUCUUCAUCAUGAUGGAAUUACAGGCACCGCCAAGUCGUUUGUAGUGGAAGAUUAUGAGCAGUAUUUGUUAAGAGCCUGGGUUCAAUGCCAGGAAGUUAUUCAGUUUGUCAUCCAAAUCUUGUUGUCAUCAGGUAAAAUAGAAUCUCCGGUAGUGUUCCGGCCAGAAACUGUGAGGAAAAGCUCUGUAGAUUUGCCCCAGAAGCAGGUGAUAUCUGUUCAGGAUUCUGGCACAACGGUUGCUUUCUUCAACCCUCUAGGGCAGCCCCGACAGGAAAUUGUCCAUCUUUAUGUCAACUCCCAGAUGUUGGAGGUCAUUUCCAGUACGCAACAGGUUGUGUCUUGCCAGGUGAACCCUGUUUGGAACAGAGAGGAGGAUGCUGUAGUGCUCGACGAUGUCUUUGAGUUGACAUUUCUUGUAGAGAUCGGACCGUUUGCCAUCAUGCCAUUCGUCCUCUACAAGAAAGAAUAUCCAUCCUUCUCAUUGUACAUGUCUUCGAUAACUGCCAUCAACACGCCGCAGCUGGCAGUGUCAGGUGCUCUUCUUUUUAAUCAAAACAGACCCGAACCCAAGCGAAUGAAACCAAUCAUUGUAGAUAAUCAGGUGAUUCAGCUGACCUUUGACCCUAGAAGUGGGUCACUAGUGCAGGUCAUGGAUUUAGCAACUAAAAAUGUUACAAAACUAAAUAUCAAUUUUUUAAUUUAUAAAUCCCAAGGCAGCGGAGCCUAUAUCUUUUAUCCACAAGGUCCUGCCACACUUUUGUUUCCCAACAUUCCAAUCAUUCGAGUAACGCAAGGCCCUCUGGUGACAAUUGUUGAGGUAGGUUUUGAGCCAUAUGUAACUCACACUGUGACCUUGUACCACCAGCCUUCACAUCUAACGUCUGCUAUCUUUAUUGAAAACAAAGUCAGUAUUCAAACUCUCAAAGACAAAGAGCUGAUCAUGCGUAUGAAUACAAAUAUUCGAAAUUCAGACCUGUCCUACUUUACAGAUCAGAAUGGUUUUCAGUUUAUCCGACGGCGCACAAACAGAAGUUCGCGUAUAGAAACAAAUUAUUACCCCAUGACUUCUGCUGCCAUACUAGAGGACGAGUCAACAAGAGUUACGCUCCUGGCUGCUCAGCCACACGGGGCAUCUUGUCUGGAGACAGGACAGCUGGAGGUGAUGUUGGACAGACAGCUUGUCUAUGACGAUGACAGAGGCAUGGGAGAGGGUGUCACAGACAUCAAGACAACCAUCAGUAAGUUUGCCAUCUUGAUUGAGAAAAGAACAUCAUUAACAGAAACAUCAAGGCUACACUUUGCUUCCCUGUCGCUGCCAAGUCUGGGAGUGCAGGGCAAGCUACAGCAACCUCUGCUGGCAUAUUUUACAAAUGUGGACUCCGAUGUGUUCUUCCAUGCUGUGAACCCUGUUCCAAGUUCUCUCCCUUGUGAUGUCAGCGCUGUCAACUUCCGCAGCCUCUGUGAUGGAAACCUGAACUACAAUGGCACCAGCAUUGUCUUGCACCGGCGAGGCUAUGACUGCACCUACCCAGCAGGAGCUCUCCUGUGUCCAUUGUCAGAUUCAUCACUCUCCUUUGAUGUUUUGUUCACAGACUUGAACAUUUCCAGAAUUCACGAAACAAGCCUUACACAUACAGUUGUCAGGCGCACCCUGAGACCAACAGAUAAGAUAUCCAUUGCCCCGAUGGAACUGGCAUCAUUUCAUGUUACAUUUUAG